CUCUUAUCCAAGUUGGUUGGUUGAGGCGUCAUUGAAAAUAUCUUGAAGAGAACUUUCAUACGAGCUGCAUUUUUGGUGAAGAAGAUGUCACAGUCUAAAUCGAAUGGAUGAACACUCGAGAUGGAACGUGGUAGAGCUUCAGUAGAUAUGGGUAACCUCCGCCGCAACCGAACAAAGGAGAUUGCGAGGAAUCAUCCAAGCUUACACAAAGGUAAGGGACGGGCCGGGGCUUCAUCUCAAACCCGAGAUGAUUUUGAUGCGGAUUAUAACCAAAGAUAUGGGUCUGCGAUGUCCGAUGAGCAAGUAGAACAACUAUUACAACAAAAUCAAGGGGCCUUCUUCCAUCAACAAAACAUCCCGACCAUUGACGAAGAAGAGCUCGAGGAUGAUGAUGCGGAGGAGAGGGAUCCGCAAACGGUCGAGCACGAGGUUCAUGGCAC
Cuscuta epithymum is the source of this 440-nucleotide messenger RNA. NCBI's taxonomy places the organism in Eukaryota, Viridiplantae, Streptophyta, Magnoliopsida, Solanales, Convolvulaceae. The record is from the annotation of a GenBank genome assembly.